Messenger RNA from Nematolebias whitei (Rio pearlfish), 718 nucleotides. RefSeq lists its product as uncharacterized. The transcript is spliced from 6 exons. The record is from RefSeq and is a predicted model, not a curated record. Lineage: Eukaryota; Metazoa; Chordata; Actinopteri; Cyprinodontiformes; Rivulidae. The coding region runs from base 8 to 718 and encodes 236 amino acids.
CCUGAAGAUGGAGGUUUGCUCUCCUGCGGGGAUCAUGAACUGCAGGGUGGGGUGCUGUAAGCACUGGUCCUCUGAGGAGAGGUUGGAUGGGAGAACCGUCAUCAUCACAGGAGCCAACACUGGGAUUGGUAAAGAAACAGCCAGGGACCUGGCGAGGAGAGGUGCUCGCAUCAUCAUGGCGUGCAGAGACCUGGAGCGGGCAGAGGAGGCCCGGGAUGACAUCCUGGAGGACACAGGAAAUGAGAAUGUGGUCAUCAGGAAACUGGAUCUAUCUGACACCAAGUCCAUUAGGGCCUUUGCUGACCUCAUAAACAGAGAGGAGAAACAGGUGAAUAUCCUGAUAAACAACGCAGGGAUCAUGAUGUGCCCCCACUCUAAGACACUUGAUGGGUUUGAAAUGCAGCUAGGAGUCAACCAUUUGGGUUCGGGGGUGAGUGUUUUUUCCCUGCACCCUGGGGUGGUACAGUCCGACCUGUGGAGGCACCAGCAUCAGUGCAUCCAGGUAGCGGUGAAGAUUUUCAGAAUCUUUACAAAGACCACAGUGGAGGGAGCUCAGACCACCAUCUUCUGUGCUGUGGAGCCUGGUCUGGAGACGAUGAGUGGGGGCUACUUCAGCGACUGUGCUCCGGCGAGGUGCUCCAGGUCGGCUGCAGAUCAUGACUUGGCCCAGAAGCUGUGGGAGGUCAGCUGCAACAUGCUUGGCAUCAGCUGGCAGUGA